UCGUCGAAUGGAAGGGGUACUCGGAACCAAGGGGCAUAGUACAACAUGAAGCUUAUAAGAGACCUGUGCCUCGUCACUGUCCGUUUAUUAAAUUAAUGACUCGACGGUGGCACACAUCUCAAGUGCUUGAAAUUGAAUUAGUGUCUGUGCAAGAUGCCCACUUGUACUUCGGAAAGUUUAUCACGAGUGUGGCCAAGCAAUGAGAGCAUCCAUGCCGGGAGCAUCAGCAGCAGCUCGGGGAUCCAGAGUCCCAGCUCCCCCAACUCCCUAUCCCCGAUCUCCACCUCCCCGGACAACACGCUCCGGAGACGGCGGAUACGACGCGCCGCGUCCCUCGGCACCGUCAUCCAGGAGCCCUUCGUCAUCCGCUCGGAUUGUCGCGACUCGCGGAGCCAAAGUCCCGUCCUGAACCAGAGGGAGGAGGAGGAUGACUCCUUCUCGGUCCUGGCGGACAUCAUCGGCUGGUACCCGUGCUUUCUGCUGCGCAUCGCCAAGGCCGUGAUUUUGGCCGUUUUGCCCCGCACUUGGAGACAACUCAUUUUCGCUCUCCCCAUGUUGUGGAUCUCAAUGUGGGUCUGGUUCUUCACGCAGUUGAUCAAUCUGCCGCUGAAUAUAAUCAAACUGAUGCUCUCUAUAGUCCUAUCACCGAGUAGUGAAAGGACUAGGAAGAAACGAACGGUUUUGAUAAGUGGCGGGAGCACGAUCCAGGCGCUUCACUUGGCCCGGAAUUUCUACUCGGCGGGGGCGAGAGUCGUGGUUUGCGAAAUCGACGGUUUGUUCGCCUUAACUCGCUUUUCUACCGCUGUGAGUCGGUUUUACACGGUCCCGAAACCCACAAGUGACCAACAACAAAACUACGUGAGGGCACUUUGCGAAAUCGUGGAUAAGGAACAAGCGAUGUAUUAUAUCCCUGUUAGUUCCACCACCUCGGCGUACUUUGACGCGGUGGCGAAGCCACACUUGGAACUCCUGGGGUGCACUUGUUUCUGCCCCGGAAUCAAAGAAGUGUGGGCUUUGGACGACACGUUAGAAGUCCUCAAACGUUGCCAGAAAUACUCAAUUCCGACCCCGACUUACCACGCAAUCACCUCAAAAGACGAUGUGUACCAGUUGUACGACACGGGGGCCAUUCGAAUGGGACGCUACGUUAUGACAACAGCGGGCCCCAGUGGCCUCCGCGAGCGCUCAAAAAUCAUACUCCCGGUCGCACGAAACGACCUAAAACUCCCGAAUGAUAUAAGCGAGCAGCGGCCUUGGGUUGUGGUCCAGGACGUCGAAGGGGAGCAUUAUUUGACUUGCACCACCGUCAAGCAAUCGCAAGUUAUCGCUAACGUGACUUGCCGCAUGGAUAAGUCGAGCAAUGGACUUGUCCCGAUCGAAAACAAGGAAAUUAACGCGUGGCUGACGACCUUCUUCGGCAAAUUGAACCUUCUAAGGCCCAUAACCGGUCAUGUCAGCUUCCGAUUUGUCAUCCCGAAAGACAGUACAACGAUUAUCCCGUUGAGUAGCCGCGUGGGGGUCUCAUUGCCGUACAUUUGCUACACGAACGUCCAUCCCAGAUUGGUUUGGAAGCCGUGCAAGCACUUCAGCCGGCAGAACUCCGGGCCGUUGGUCAGCGAAAACGGGAGGUACUGGAUGGGGGAGACCGUCAUGACGACGAUCAGGAACCCGAACCUUGAGGCCGUGACGAGGCUGAUCGGGACGGUCAUCGACAAGAGGGAGGCGCUGUUCGCCAUUUGGGACCCCUUGCCCUACUGUGCCUACUACCACAUGUUGUUGCCUUUCAAGAACAUGCUGGGGUUCAUGCAGCGGCGGCAGGACAGCUUUCCCAGGCCGAUGACUAACCCGAUCCGCUAAUAGUUUCAUCUCAUUAGGAGAGAGAAAACAGCCUGAGUAUUGUGUGUGUAUGGACUGUGCAUUAUUUAUUCUGGUUACCAAAGGUUGCAUUUAUUUAUAGAUAAUGUGCCAUUCGUUUGUAUUUUUUUAAGUUUUGUACAAAUAUUGUUAUUGUAUAUAUUGUGUAUAUACAACUAGUAUGUUACAUUAACUCGCGGGUACCACCUGGCUAGUGUAGUACCAAGUUUUGUAAUUUGUGGUUUUUAUUUUAAUAAAAAUAUCAGUCGAGA
Tribolium castaneum (red flour beetle) is the source of this 2126-nucleotide messenger RNA. RefSeq lists its product as uncharacterized. The record is from RefSeq and is a predicted model, not a curated record. NCBI's taxonomy places the organism in Eukaryota, Metazoa, Arthropoda, Insecta, Coleoptera, Tenebrionidae. The coding region runs from base 154 to 1857 and encodes 567 amino acids. The transcript has a single exon.